AUGCUCAAGGUCGCAGCGCGUAUCGCCGCCGGCGAAUGGCGAGGCUUCGUCUUCGGCACAGGAGACGAGGGCGAGCGUGUAGACGUCCGGUGGGACUGGAGCGACACCGAAGACGGUGCGCUCGAGGGCUGGGAAGAGAGCGAUUUCGACUUCGACAGCCCCGGCCGAGGAAGGACGCCGAGCAGCGCCAGCGCCAACUCCGGCAAGAGCCAGAGCAAGGCCAAGGGCAAGGAGCCCGCCACCGAGAGCCAGGAAGACGAGGCGGACCCGUGGAAGACGCCCACGGAGGAACUCGGCAGCGACGACUGGUCCCGCAGCUGGGGCGUCGACUAG
Phaeoacremonium minimum UCRPA7 is the source of this 333-nucleotide messenger RNA. RefSeq lists its product as hypothetical. The transcript has a single exon. The coding region runs from base 1 to 333 and encodes 110 amino acids. The record is from RefSeq and is a predicted model, not a curated record. Lineage: Eukaryota; Fungi; Ascomycota; Sordariomycetes; Togniniales; Togniniaceae.